Messenger RNA from Aspergillus costaricaensis CBS 115574, 1074 nucleotides. RefSeq lists its product as uncharacterized. Lineage: Eukaryota; Fungi; Ascomycota; Eurotiomycetes; Eurotiales; Aspergillaceae. Bases 120 to 947 code for a protein of 275 amino acids. The transcript has 3 exons. The record is from RefSeq and is a predicted model, not a curated record.
AUCGUGACAUCUAAACACCAUACCAUCUUACCUAUACAAACCCCCCAACAACCAACCCUCCACCCAAACACCAACACCAACACCAACACCACCAACAUCAAGAAUACACAACCAUCAAAAUGCCCUCCCUCCUCACAACCCUCAAAUCCACCCUCCCCCUCCCCAUCCCCCAAUCCUGGCUCCAAUCCCCAUCCCGCACAACAAUAACACUAACCACCCUAACAACCCUCCUCCUCCCCCUCCUCUACAAGAACUACAGAACCUACCUAUCCUACGGGCCCGGCGGCGCCCCAUACAACCUCCUAGGCUGGUUCGGGGUGACAUUCCUCCUCUACCCAUUCGGACGCAAUAUGACCAGCACAACCAUCUACGAGAAAAAGAUCGCGAACGGCGAGACGCAAUCAUACCUCUCCGAAGACACGGUAGAUCUGCUAAACGCUUUGAAGAGGGAGAAGAGACCCGCUGUCGGACCGCAUUAUGUGCCGCAGCGCCAGGUGGAGGAGUUUGCGGGGGAGGAGGUGAAGAUGUACCUCGACUCACAAUUCUACGCCCUCGCGGAACAAAACCCGCAAUUAGUGAAAGUCGCCGAUUCGCGAUUGGAAACGCAUGCGGGUGCGAUAUUCCUGGCGACGGAGGAAUUGGCUAAUAGGAAUGGAACGACGAGGAAAUUGAAUGGCGAGUGUGUGCAUGUCCAUCGCUUGAAGGAUUAUUCGUUUCAUAUGGUUUUGGCCCCUGCCGAUUGUAAGAAAGUUUUCGAUGCUGGCUGGGGUCAGAGACAUGGCUUCAGUGGUGUGAAGAUCCCCAGGGCUUUGAUGGGCGGGAAAUUGAUCCAAUUGCCAUCUGAGUAUGUGUUGAUCUAUGCGCCGAGGACGAAGGAGGAGGUUGCUUUGGUGCUGGGUCUUAUGAAGGCCAGUCUGAGGUAUUUGACUGGCGAGGAGAUGAAGUGAAGAAAGCAUAUUACGAAGGAAAGGAAGUACUCGGCAAGGUCGGGUGUGUUACGUAUAGCAUGACCCAUUGUAUAAUACGCUAGUCAAAUUUUGUACGCUAAAAAAAAGAAGAAAGCGCCCCUCUCUC